This is a messenger RNA of Aspergillus calidoustus, 987 nucleotides long. The record is from the annotation of a GenBank genome assembly. NCBI's taxonomy places the organism in Eukaryota, Fungi, Ascomycota, Eurotiomycetes, Eurotiales, Aspergillaceae.
AUGGCGGCUACUGAAAAUGCCUUGACCCUCAACAAUGAAAUCUCAAUGGAGCUCCCUGCCCUCCCUCCAAACCAAGGCCUGGAGGCCUUCAAGGACAUUGCCUUUGGAUCUUUUGCGGGGAUGGUGGGCAAAAUCAUUGAAUAUCCGUUUGACACGGUCAAAGUACGGCUUCAGUCACAACCGGACCACCUUCCUCUUCGCUACAAUGGACCCCUGGACUGCUUCCGCCAGUCGUUCCAUGCUGAGGGUCUCCGAGGUCUCUACCGCGGGAUCAGUGCGCCAAUGGCCGGGGCUGCUGUUGAGAACAGCUGCUUGUUCUUCAGCUACCGUGUGGUCCAGGACAUACUUCGUGCGACAGUCUACUCCUCGACGGAGCCGUUACCCUACUCCGCUUUGCUGCUGAGCGGUGCCGCCUCCGGAUCCGUGACUUCUCUUGCCUUGACCCCCAUCGAGCUCAUCAAAUGCAAGAUGCAAGUACCAUCGGACAUUCCCGGUGCUAGACAGCCCGGGCCGUUGAAGCUCAUGAUAUCUGUGUUCCGACAAAACGGCAUACUGGGGUUCUGGCGGGGCCAAACAGGCACCCUGAUCCGUGAGACGGGCGGGGGGGCUGCUUGGUUUGGAGCCUACGAGGGGGUGACCGCCCUAUUUCGCGGAAACCAGCAUACCCUCCCGCCGAUCGGUUCCGUUGAACGAGAGCCUAUCCCCCUUCCCGUCUACCAGCAAAUGAUUGCCGGUGCAGCGGCCGGUAUCAGCUAUAAUUUCAUUUUCUACCCCGCCGACACCAUCAAAUCACGGCUGCAGACGGAGGAAAUAACAACCUCGUCAUUCUCCAAGAGGCAAACUUUCCUGGGCGUUGGUAAAAGUCUGUGGCAGCAGCAGGGCCUGAGAGGCUUGUAUCGAGGCUGCGGCAUCACCUGUGCGCGUUCGGCCCCGAGUUCAGCGUUCAUUUUUACAGUUUUUGAGGGGCUCCGGAGUUACUUUGGAUAG